Messenger RNA from Dunckerocampus dactyliophorus (ringed pipefish), 3219 nucleotides. It is a transcript of the gene stxbp1b, whose product is annotated as syntaxin binding protein 1b. Gene Ontology annotation, biological process: vesicle-mediated transport; intracellular protein transport; neurotransmitter secretion. The coding region runs from base 158 to 1972 and encodes 604 amino acids. Gene Ontology annotation, cellular component: plasma membrane; secretory granule. The transcript has 20 exons. The record is from RefSeq and is a predicted model, not a curated record. Gene Ontology annotation, molecular function: syntaxin binding. NCBI's taxonomy places the organism in Eukaryota, Metazoa, Chordata, Actinopteri, Syngnathiformes, Syngnathidae.
GUUGGACACCCCUACCCUGUCAGCGAAUGUUCCUGCUUUUAUUUUGAAUGUCAUCCAAACAGGAUGCACAGUGUUGUGUGGAUGAUAGCGUCUUGACCGUGCGUGGAUUUGGAAUGGACUUGUCCUGCUGAGAAGUGAACGUGCAUCAGGAUCCACCAUGGCACCCACUGGACUCAAAGCCGUUGUUGGAGAGAAGAUAAUGAAUGGCGUCAUCAAGAAGGCACGAGAAAAGGGAAAAUGGAAAGUGCUUGUUGUGGACAAGCUGAGCAUGAGGAUGAUUUCCUCAUGUUGUAAGAUGACAGACAUCAUGUCCGAGGGAAUCACCAUUGUAGAAGACAUAACCAAGUGCCGGGAACCUCUUCCAAGCAUGGAGGCCAUCUAUCUGAUCAGACCCUCAGAUGAGUCUGUUGAGGGUCUGAUUGAUGACUUUAGGGAUCCAAGGUCUCCGAAGUACAGAGCAGCCCAUGUCUUCUUCACUGACACAAUUCCAGACUCCAUGUUCGGCCUCUUGACCAAAUCUCGAGCCUCCAAAGCCAUGAAGGCCUUGACAGAGAUCCAUGUCGCCUUUCUACCCUAUGAAUCUCAAGUCUUCUCCCUGGAUAAAGUGGACGCCUUUCAGGACUUCUACAGCCCCUUCAAAGCUGACGUGAAGAACAACAUGCUGGAGGGUUGUGCUGAACAGAUUGCCACCCUCUGUGCCACUCUGAAAGAAUAUCCUGGAAUCCGAUACAGAGGGGAGUACAAAGACUGUGCUGUUCUGGCCCAGAUGCUGCAGGACAAGCUGGAUGGAUACAAGGCUGAUGACCCCAAUAUGGGAGAGGGCCCAGAUAAAUGCCGCAGUCAACUCAUCAUCCUGGACCGAGGAUUUGAUCCCGUAUCACCUCUUCUACAUGAGCUCACACUGCAGGCAAUGGCCUAUGACCUGCUAGACGUUGAGAAUGAUGUCUACAAGUUUGAGACCAGUGGGAUGGGGGAGACCAGGACAAAAGAGGUAUUGCUGGAUGAGGAUGAUGAUCUGUGGUUGACUCUGAGACAUAAACACAUUGCUGAAGUUUCAACGGCUGUGACUCGCUCUCUAAAAGAGUUUUCUGCCAGCAAAAAAAUGAACACUGGAGAAAAGACCACAAUGAAGGAAUUGUCACAGAUGCUGAAGAAAAUGCCGCAAUAUCAAAAAGAACUAAGCAAGUAUUCAACCCACCUGCACUUGGCUGAGGAUUGUAUGAACCGCUACCAGGGGACUGUUGACAAACUCUGCCGUGUAGAACAAGACCUCGCAAUGGGCACAGACGCAGAGGGAGAGAAGAUUAAGGAUCCCAUGAGGCUUAUUGUCCCUAUUUUACUGGAUACCAAUGUCAGUGUCUCUGAUAAAAUACGCAUCAUUCUGCUUUACAUCUUCCUCAAGAAUGGUGUGACUGAAGAAAACCUUUGCAAGUUGCUCCAGCAUGCCAACAUCCCACCGGAGGACAGUGACAUCAUUUCCAACAUGGCCCACAUGGGUGUGCCUAUUGUCUCUGAGGGCACUGCCAAGAAAACCAAAAAGCCUGACCGUAAGGAGCGAAUCAGUGAGCAAACCUACCAACUCUCAAGAUGGACUCCACUUGUCAAGGAUCUCAUUGAGGAUGCCAUUGAGGACAAACUUGACAUGAAGCAAUACCCGUACAUUUCUCAGAGACAAGCAGCAGCCAAAGCCAGUGCUCCAUCAAGCAGUGCUCGCUACGGUAACUGGCACAAAAACCGAAGCCCCACAGAGGUGAAGACUGGGCCAAGGAUCAUUGUCUUCAUUAUUGGAGGCAUGACCUACAGUGAGAUGCGCUGCGUUUAUGAGGUCACCCAAGCCAAUGGCAAGUGGGAGGCCCUGAUUGGUUCCACCCACAUCCUUACCCCUCCCAAGUACCUGAAAGAACUACAGCACCCGGAUUUCCUUGAUCCCAAUGCAGCACCUGAGGGCAGUGUUGGACCACCUGCAGAGUGAUGAAUGCUGAGGGAGGCACCAGCUGGGUACAGUAAAACAAAUCUACUGAAAUGGCCACACUUUUCCAUAUUCGAAAAACUCCCGGGGACUUGAGGACAACCUGACUUGAAGAAAACACAAAGACCGAAGAGCAACCCCCAAAUUUGUCAUCUUCAUAUGACUUGCUAAACUCGCUUGUGUGUGGCUUGUCUGUAUGAACCUGUGAGUGUUAGGUUAGUGGCUAUUGCCUUUGGAAUAUUAUGUGCUAUAUUUAUUGUACUGUGUUUAUUUCUACUGUAUACCGUAUCACUUUAGAUUUAGGGAGUGUGAACCUCAACGAGCAAAGGACACGUUGCAUGAAAUUCACCGUCCAAUCAUCCUUUCCACUUCUCGUGUUUUAUGUCAUAUAAGAAGUCAAUUUGAAUCACAUAAAUAUCAUAUUAAUACCAAUCCAGACUACACUUAGACUGGCUGAGAGACUCACUGAGAGGGACUUGAACCUGCCACUCACAUUUUCAAUCGCAUGAUUUACAUUUGGAAACAGUGUGGAGACUUCUUUUCUAAUAUCAGACAUUUACCCUCACACUCUAAAUGAUUUGUUGUAAAUUAUAAUUAGCAACAUUCCAAAGUGAUUUAGUUUUGUAAUGGCUGUGAGUUAAGGGGUUAAGGCUGAGGGCUGAGCUUGUGACUUGCAAUUUCUUACCAAAACGUUAGGGGGCAGUGUUUUCCUGAGUGUGAGCAACCACAACGCUUGUUGACUAGCUAUUUAGCUUCCUGUGUAGCUUCAUUGUGAACAAUGAAGCCACAUCCAGAUGGUUGAGUGCAUAAUAACACAUUUUCCUAUCAAAUUUAACAUUAUUUUUAACAUUGAAGACAACUAAAAUUGUGAACUUCUGCAUCUUUUGCCAGCUGAGAGCAAAUAAAAGUUCAAUAAAGGAACACACAUUACUUUUGACAUUCCUAGUUUGAAGACCAAACAAUUCCAUUUAUGUCCAUUUAAUAGAAUUUAAGUCCACGUUAGGCACAUCAUACACAACCAACCUUUUAACCUUUCCACUUUUAAGAGCAGAAGAGCUUUUGUGUAGGCUUUGUUGUUGUCUUAGUGUCUUCUUUUAUUUUGUCAGUCAUGCCUCUAGUAUAUCUUUGCCAUAUUCUCUCAUCAUGUAGCACUUCUGAUGGAAAUGUCCAUGCUGCCACAGUCUGCAUAAAUAACAGUAAGUGAUGUAGCAUUUGAUGGAAUAAACUGGCGUUAUUGUUAUGAAAUCAGC